UGCGACUAUAAAGUUUGAGAAGAUGGGACGCGCAAAGAAGGCUAAGAAUAAGUCCAAAGGCAGACCCAAAGACAAGCCUAAGGGUAAGCCCAAGGUUAAACUGCAGGUCAAACCUGCAGUAGAAGACCAGGCAGCGCCUGCAAAUAAGCCUGAAGACAAGCCAAUACUUCCGAAAACACCGUCGCCGCAAGAAACCCGCAGCAAGAGGACCCCUUACAAGGGAGUUCUUCUUCCCCAUCCAGGGGAAUUACGGUUUGCGCCGCCGCCGCCAUCGCCACCUGCAACAAGUCCUUUGGCCGCGGAACCGUCAGAGCUUGGUGGAAGGUCAGAAGAUACUUCGUUACACCGAUACCAACAAAGACACCGAAAGCGAGGAGGUAUCGAACAGUCCAUAAUGAUCCGAAGGAGACUUGAAGACGAGAUGAGAAAGAGGCAAGACGAAGAAGAAAGGCAGGAGGAGGAAGAGGAAAACCGAAUAAGAACCGCCCGAGUCGCCCAGGCCGCCAUUAUUCCUCUCCCGGGACCUCGAAUUUGCCGAUUCUGUGGUGUCACUUUUGAUCCUAGGGCCAACAACGCCUGUCCUAACCACCAAAGUAAGGAAAUUGCAUGUUGUUUAUUUAUUAUUUAUUGAGUACUAGCUGACGUUGUAUAUACUUAGUUCACUAUGGAGAAUUGCAGUACGCAUUCACAUCAACUAAGAAUCGGUGGACGAUGGAAGAGGAUAUUCAAGUUAAGGAAAAAUGGACAUGUUGUCAUAAAGAGAGCCAGGAUAGCCCGGGAUGUGCGUAGGGAGUACAUCA
This is a messenger RNA of Daldinia loculata, 800 nucleotides long. RefSeq lists its product as uncharacterized. The transcript has a single exon. The record is from RefSeq and is a predicted model, not a curated record. NCBI's taxonomy places the organism in Eukaryota, Fungi, Ascomycota, Sordariomycetes, Xylariales, Hypoxylaceae. Bases 23 to 631 code for a protein of 202 amino acids.